Messenger RNA from Solenopsis invicta (red fire ant), 1393 nucleotides. RefSeq names its product protein-L-isoaspartate(D-aspartate) O-methyltransferase. Gene Ontology annotation, biological process: protein modification process. The transcript has 7 exons. Bases 207 to 896 code for a protein of 229 amino acids. Gene Ontology annotation, cellular component: cytoplasm. Gene Ontology annotation, molecular function: protein-L-isoaspartate (D-aspartate) O-methyltransferase activity. The record is from RefSeq and is a predicted model, not a curated record. Lineage: Eukaryota; Metazoa; Arthropoda; Insecta; Hymenoptera; Formicidae.
GUUUCUCCUCCCUCCUCUCCCGCUUGCUGCCCCUCCCCCAUGAUCCCCCCUCGCUACCUGUGUCAUCACGGCCAUAUUAGACACACGUACAGGAGGAAUGAGGACGUUCCGCGAUAAAUGAGGCUCCCCUGAAGCUUUCAAGGUCUUCUCGGUAGCUGCGCCACGAAGCCCCCGGGAAUUGGAUCGCGAGGGACAGUCCGCGAAGCAUGGCAUGGCACUGCAACGGUACUACAAACCAAGAGAUGGUGACGAAGCUGAAAGAUGCUGGCAUAUUGGCAACGGACAAGGCAGAAGCCGCUAUGCUCGCUGUUGACAGAGCCAAAUACUGCCACGAACCGGACCCUUAUCUCGAUCGUCCAAGAAGAAUCGGUUACAACGUGACCAUCAGCGCACCGCAUAUGCAUGCAUACGCGUUGUCUAUCCUCUCCGACCAGCUCUUCGACGGCGCCAAGGCACUCGACGUCGGUUCAGGCUCGGGUUAUCUGUCCGCCUGCAUGGCGUUCAUGGUAGGCUCGCACGGACGCGUAACAGGCAUCGAACAUAUUCCCGAACUCAUAGAGGUCUCCACCAGGAACGUGCGCGAGGAUAAUCCGCACUUCCUUAAGGAAGACCGCAUCAAAUUUGUGGUGGGAGACGGCAGAUUGGGACACGCUGCUGACGGCCCUUACAACGCAAUACACGUUGGAGCAGCGGCCGAAACUUUACCGCAAACGCUGAUAGACCAACUGGCUCCCGGAGGUCGACUGAUCUGCCCGGUCGUGGCUAUAGAAGGUUUUCAAAGGUUCCAAGAUCUGCUACAGGUGGACAAGAGCACGGACGGCGCGAUCACGAAGAAGAAACUGAUGCAAGUCUCUUAUGUUCCUCUCACGGAUCCUACCACUCAAUUACGUAAUUAGAAUCAUUAAGGUAUCCUUUUUAAAUAAAUACUAUCACCCUACGUAUUUCCUAUUUCAAAAGUUUAGCAGUGAUAUCGUCCUAAGAAGUUUCCAGAUGAAAUAAUACUCAAUAAGACUGGAUCAUAAGGAACGUAACAAAAACUUUUCAAUUUUGUUGAUUUUUCAAGACUUUACAUUAUAAUAAGUAAAAAUGCCUUUUAUAUAUACUUGAUAGUUUUUCAGAUUAACUAUAUUAAGAAACUAUUAUAAAAUCCAUUGGGGACCACCUCAACAUCUGUAUAACAUUUUGGCAUCACAAUGACGGCAGGUUAAAAUGGCAAGCAUCCGCGAUCCAUCUAGCUUUAGGAAUUAUGAAAAGGAGGGGAGAUAAAUUGAUUAUUUAUUUAUACUACUUUAUUUAUACCACUUUGCUCCUUCUACUUUCUAUAACUUUUUACUGAAUAUAAUUUUAUAAAUCCCUCAAAACAUAGGAUAUAAAGAUGUGAUAAAUGCACUCA